AUGGCAUUUAGACGCAUCUCCCAUUUCUCCCGCGCUCUGACCAGGUCCACGUGGCGCUCACUAGAGUCAGCUCCUCCGCCCUCCGCCCUUCUCGCACUCUCACCUCUCCAAACCCAAAAGAUCCCGACUCCUCUCAAUCCAAACUUUGGAGUUGAUCGGGGGAGAUUGAGAUCGUGGUCGAGCCAAGCGUUGGUUGAUGUCCCGAGCGCUGCUGCUGUGGUUGAUGUGCCUCUGGCUCAGACUGGAGAAGGGAUCGCAGAGUGCGAGCUGCUUCAGUGGUUUGUUCAGGAGGGGGAUCAUGUUGAAGAAUUUCAACAGCUUUGUGAAGUACAAAGUGACAAGGCCACUAUAGAAAUUACAAGCCGUUAUAAAGGAAAGAUCCUUCAAAUUCUCUAUGUUCCUGGUGAUGUAGUGAAGGUUGGUGAAACUUUAUUGAAGAUAAUUGUUGAUGAAACUCAUCCUUUCACAUCUGAAAGUGAUAGACAUAGAGCUUCGCAAAAGCCUGAGCUAUCUGAAUCUGAUUGUGAAAGCAUCCAGAUUAAGGAAGUGGUCAGCAGGGGAGUUCUAUCUACUCCUGCUAUUAAGAACCUUGCAAAACAGUAUGGUUUGAAUAUAAAUGAAAUUCGUGGAACGGGUAAAGAUGGUAGAGUACUGAAGGAAGAUGUCUUGAGCUAUGCUGCUAGCAAGGGAAUUUUUACAGAAUCACCUGCCUUCUUGAGUGCUAGUGUUGAUGAUCAACAGUUGCUGAUGAACAAAGAGGCCAUGAACACUGCAGAUGUAAAACUCUAUGAAGAUAGGACCAUCCCUCUCAGAGGAUUUCAGAGAUCUAUGGUUAAAUUGAUGACAAUGGCUGCAAAAGUUCCGCAUUUUCAUUACUUGGAGGAGAUAAAUUGUGAUGCACUUGUGAAGCUUAAGACAGCUUUUCAAAAUGAGAACACUGAUCCAGAUGUGAAACACACUUUUCUUCCUUUCUUAAUAAAGUCUCUUUCAUUGGCAUUGAAAAAAUACCCACUGCUGAAUAGCACCUUUAACGAGGAAACCACUGAAGUCAUUCUUAAAGGAUGCCAUAAUAUUGGUGUUGCCAUGGCUACAUCAUACGGUUUGGUAGUACCAAAUAUAAAGAAGGUUCAAUCUCUCUCCAUAUUAGAGAUUACAAAGGAAAUGUCUAGAUUACAUAAAUUGGCAUCAAACAACAAGCUAAGUACUGAAGAUAUUACUGGAGGAACAAUAACAUUGAGCAACAUUGGGACCAUUGGCGGCAAGUUUGGCUCACCAGUAAUAAACCUACCUGAAGCAGCCAUAAUUGCAAUUGGUCGGAUGCAAAAACUUCCUCGUUUUCGAGAUGACGGAUCUAUAUAUCCAGCUGCCAUUACCAAUGUUACCGUCGGAGCUGACCAUAGAAUUAUUGACGGGGCAACAGUUGCAAAGUUCUGUAACGAGUGGAAGCUCCUAAUAGAAAAGCCAGAGCUGCUCCUACUACACAUGAGCUAGCUAGCUUCAGGCUCCAGAGGCAAAAUGCUUCUUCUCUGAAAUUAAUUAAUAGCUGAGAGAUUUGUAGACGAUGAUCACUGCACACAACUAUGUAUCAAUUAUUCAGUUGAUACAGUUGUUUAGUUAUUAUUGUGAUUAAUAAAGCUGGGCUUCUUUUCCUCCACGUAGUGUACUUCUCCUAAUGUAUGUAUCAAUUAUUCAGUUGAUACAUUUGUUUACGUAUUAUGAACAAGAAAGUUGGGCUUCUUUUUCGCAAA
This is a messenger RNA of Asparagus officinalis (garden asparagus), 1748 nucleotides long. RefSeq names its product lipoamide acyltransferase component of branched-chain alpha-keto acid dehydrogenase complex, mitochondrial. The transcript has 8 exons. Gene Ontology annotation, cellular component: cytoplasm; mitochondrion. Gene Ontology annotation, molecular function: lipoic acid binding; acetyltransferase activity. NCBI's taxonomy places the organism in Eukaryota, Viridiplantae, Streptophyta, Magnoliopsida, Asparagales, Asparagaceae. Bases 1 to 1491 code for a protein of 496 amino acids. The record is from RefSeq and is a predicted model, not a curated record.